AUGGCUGACGGUGAGGAAAUUCAACCUCUUGUCUGUGAUAAUGGCACUGGAAUGGUUAAGGCAGGUUUUGCUGGAGAUGAUGCUCCAAGAGCAGUCUUCCCCAGUAUUGUUGGCCGGCCUAGGCAUACAGGUGUUAUGGUUGGAAUGGGGCAGAAAGAUGCUUAUGUUGGGGAUGAGGCCCAAUCAAAAAGAGGUAUUCUCACGUUAAAGUACCCUAUCGAACAUGGGAUUGUUAGCAACUGGGAUGAUAUGGAAAAGAUUUGGCAUCACACUUUCUACAAUGAGCUUCGUGUGUCUCCUGAAGAACAUCCUGUUCUCCUUACUGAAGCUCCUCUGAACCCUAAGGCCAACAGGGAAAAAAUGACUCAGAUUAUGUUCGAAACCUUUAAUGUCCCUGCCAUGUAUGUUGCCAUCCAAGCAGUGCUCUCCCUCUAUGCUAGUGGACGUACUACAGGUAUUGUGCUGGAUUCUGGUGACGGAGUUAGUCACACAGUUCCCAUCUAUGAAGGUUAUGCACUUCCUCAUGCCAUUCUUAGGCUUGAUCUUGCUGGAAGGGAUUUAACAGAUGCCUUGAUGAAGAUUCUUACGGAGAGAGGAUACUCAUUCACCACAACUGCUGAACGGGAAAUUGUCAGAGACAUUAAGGAGAAGCUUGCAUAUGUGGCCCUUGAUUAUGAGCAGGAGCUUGAAACUGCUAAAAGUAGCUCUUCAAUUGAGAAGAGCUAUGAACUACCUGAUGGCCAGGUUAUCACCAUCGGUGCAGAGCGAUUCCGUUGCCCUGAGGUCCUAUUUCAACCAUCACUCAUUGGGAUGGAAGCACCUGGAAUUCAUGAAACCACUUAUAAUUCGAUCAUGAAGUGUGAUGUUGAUAUCAGGAAAGACUUGUAUGGUAACAUAGUGCUCAGUGGUGGAUCCACCAUGUUUCCAGGAAUAGCUGAUCGAAUGAGCAAGGAGAUCACAGCUCUUGCUCCAAGUAGCAUGAAAAUCAAGGUGGUUGCACCUCCUGAGAGAAAAUACAGUGUUUGGAUUGGAGGGUCUAUACUGGCAUCCCUCAGCACUUUCCAACAGAUGUGGAUAUCAAAGGCAGAGUAUGAUGAAUCAGGACCCUCCAUUCGGAGGUACUCUAAACUAGCGUCUUUUGAAGAAUGGUUUGACGAGGCUCGAGGGUCGACGAAGGGGGAGGGAAAGAUAGAGAAUAUAAUGGUUUGUGUGAAUAUGGCAAGGCCUGAUCUUGUAGAGGUGAAGAAGAUUUUGCAAAAAUUCCUUCUUCAUGAUCAAAUGGAAAUUUUAUUGCUGAUUAACGGGGGCCACGAAAGAUUGAUACAAGUCCAGGCAGGAUCAAUAUCAACCCUGGCAGAGUCUGAGGAAAUUCGGCCUGUUGUUUGUGAUAAUGACAGUGGAAUGGUUACGGCAGGUUUUGCUGGAGAUGAAGCUCCAAUGGCCAUUUUCCCAGCAUGCAACUGGGAUGACAUGGAAAAGAUUUGGGAUCAAACUUUCUACAAUGAGAUUCGUGUGGCUCCUGAAGAACAUCCUGUGCUCCUGACUGAAGCUCCCUUGAACGGCUGA
Dovyalis caffra is the source of this 1566-nucleotide messenger RNA. Lineage: Eukaryota; Viridiplantae; Streptophyta; Magnoliopsida; Malpighiales; Salicaceae. The record is from the annotation of a GenBank genome assembly.